Molecule: messenger RNA, 1344 nt
Organism: Melampsora larici-populina 98AG31
Lineage: Eukaryota; Fungi; Basidiomycota; Pucciniomycetes; Pucciniales; Melampsoraceae
Exons: 2
Coding region: 1-1344 (447 amino acids)
Molecular function (GO): metal ion binding
Source: RefSeq, a predicted model, not a curated record
AUGCCUCCCGAUCUACUCGCCCAAGUUGAUUUGGAACGGGUGGGUACUCCUCCACCCCUUGCACCAGCGCCUACUGCCUCCGGCAGCCGCCCAGCAGGUGCAUACAGCACGGGCUAUUGGGAAUCUAGGUCUGCUUCAAAAAAAUCUACCUCCCCUGUCCCGUUGGUCUCAAGAAUUGGGCCAAGAGCCUCUCGAACCUCAAAGGAACACUACCGAAGUCCUCCUCAACGCCUUUUCCAAACGAGCCCAGUCAGAUGGGUUUCUAAUGAAUCACCUCGUCCCGAGAAACAGACUGCUCCAACAUUCAAGGGAAAAGGCCAUUACUUUUCACCUUCACCCCCUCAUCUUUUUCCAUUGAAGAGGAGUCGUCGACAAUCUCGUACUCCUCCUUCAUCCGAUGAUGACUCAACUAUUGAGGAUCGUCAUGAGGAUGACGUCCGGAUCCCUGUACCCGGCACCCAAAAGCCUUGUCUGUUUGCGGCUCCAAUUGAUGAAUUGGUCGAUUCAAAAGCUUCCCCUUUGGCCCAAGCCAUCCAACAAUUGGUCACGGUCUAUAAAAGUGAUAUCGAUUAUCACGUGGACCAAUUUAAUUGCUUGCCCAACAAACCUUCUAGUUGGCCCACCUCACUUACUAAGGACUUAUUGGAAUAUAAAUGUAUUGACCUCGAAAAGUUAUGGGGUGAAAUGGAGUCAAAACCUACUUCGGAAAUUUUCUUUUUUGACAAGAAAUCGAAGAAAAUGGAUGUUAAGGGUGUCACAAACCCUCUGGAGAUCAAUGAUCUAUCGGAUUUCACUCAAAUCUUGGAGGUUCUCCGCCACGCUUAUUUGGCGGCUUUUUACUUGGCUGCUGUCCCAAUUAAGGACUAUUUUAGUCAAAUAUCUAAGUUAUGCCGCCAUCAAUCGAAAAUACACUGGACUCACGUCAAAAAUUACGAUGCCGAAAUGCGGCAGGAAUUCUCCCAACGACCAUCUCUUGCAUGGGGUGACUAUAAUGCUCCGGAACUUAGAGUUUUCAAAGGUCGCAAUCUCCAUGUCAAAUAUGUCGCUCCAACAGCGGCUAUCCCGGCUGCUGCGUCUUUGUCUUACACCCAACCAAGGGCUUCUUCCGUGAAGAAAGCUCCUUCUUCAAAACCUAAACCAGCUCCUAAGAAAACGAAGCGCAAUUUUCCUCCGUACGAGAUCAAAGAUCCGGCAGGUGUUGCUGUCCACGAUCAGCCUUGCAACAACUGGAAUGCCAAUGUUUGCAAGAAGUCAGCUGAUGAGUGCGACUACGCCCAUGACGUUUGCAACAAGCUGGGAUGCUUCGGAAAUCAUCGCGGAAUCUUCUCUCACAGACGAACCUAA